This is a messenger RNA of Tetranychus urticae (two-spotted spider mite), 780 nucleotides long. RefSeq names its product small ribosomal subunit protein eS7. Gene Ontology annotation, biological process: ribosomal small subunit biogenesis; rRNA processing; translation. Gene Ontology annotation, molecular function: structural constituent of ribosome. Gene Ontology annotation, cellular component: cytosolic small ribosomal subunit; ribosome; small-subunit processome. Lineage: Eukaryota; Metazoa; Arthropoda; Arachnida; Trombidiformes; Tetranychidae. The record is from RefSeq and is a predicted model, not a curated record.
CGGCGGAAAUAGUGUAUGAGUGAUCGAUAGUAAUGCUGCUGGCCUUCCUGGGUAAUCUAUAUUAAAGUUUUUCUUGCCUUUAAUUGUGAUUAAUUUAAUUUAAUUGAUUGGACUAAUUUUAGGUUUGUGAAUUGUUUAAUUGGUUUUGACUAGACAAAGUCUAAAAAUGCAUCCAACACACGCUAAAAUCAUUAAGAGACCAGGAGAAAAAGUAGAUGAAUUUGAGUCUACUAUAUCUCAGGCUCUCCUUGAGAUUGAGAUGAAUGGUGAUCUGAAGGCUCAAUUACGAGAGCUUCAUAUUGUUGGUGCUAAAGAAGUAGAUGCUGAGGGUAGAAAAGCCAUCAUAGUUUGGAUACCUCCACCUCAACUUAGAGCUUGGCAAAAACUCCAUGUUCCAAUAGUUCGUGAAUUGGAAAAAAAAUUCAGCGGUAAACCAGUUGUCUUCGUUGCUAAAAGAACAAUUUUACCUAAGCCAACUAGGAAAGUACGAUCAAAAUCUAAGCAAAAGAGACCUAGAAGCCGAACUCUUACCGCAGUACACGAUGCAAUUCUUGCAGAUGUUGUUUAUCCUGCUGAAAUAGUUGGAAAAAGAACUCGUAUUUGUCUUGAUGGAAGACGUUUAUUCAAAAUUCAUUUAGACAAGACAUUUCAAACCAAUAUAGAGCACAAAACUGAUACAUUUUCUGCUAUAUACAAAAAACUUACUGGUAAAGAGGUGGAAUUCGAAUUUCCUGAGCCACUUUUUUGAGCAAAGAUUAAAAUAAAAUUAAUAAUAUUUAA